UCCGCUGGGAGAGGAGUGCAUCGUUUGCCGGGGCUGGCGUUUCGGAUGUGUCCACCCAUAUCUCGAAAAGAUGAGCGACAAAAGCUACACAAAAUUAGUUAAUCUAUGCGAGGCCACAUGGCCAACCUUUCCCUUUACACCAUUAGUAAUGCUGAAGUGGUUUCUGCACAAACACCGCCAGAGCCGGGACGAUUUCGUCCAGAACGCCCUCUUUGGAAAAACCGCGAAGCUGUGAGGAAGGCAAUGCUCCGCCCACUUUGGGUCAACAGAACAAGGGUCUGUACGAGCUGGGCAAUUUACAUUGCCACGUCUGUCUCUGAGGGGCCUGAGGGGCUAUAUGUUUCUUUGGGGACAAGGGUGUUGGUGAGAAAUGCAAAAACUGCCUGCAUUGUGUCCUGUUGAGUAGGGGCCUGAGAUCACGGGACGAUAGAAUAGGCCUGUACCCCAUCGCCUGUUUGAUCUACUACAACUAUUACAAGUUCCGUGAUUUCGUCUUCCGCAAUCCAACACGGCCUGCAAACUUGACGUCCAAGCAACAAUAGGAACGACACAGUCAGCCCAG
Molecule: messenger RNA, 562 nt
Organism: Aspergillus wentii DTO 134E9
Lineage: Eukaryota; Fungi; Ascomycota; Eurotiomycetes; Eurotiales; Aspergillaceae
Exons: 2
Coding region: 106-402 (98 amino acids)
Source: RefSeq, a predicted model, not a curated record